Molecule: messenger RNA, 1806 nt
Organism: Nymphaea colorata (pocket water lily)
Lineage: Eukaryota; Viridiplantae; Streptophyta; Magnoliopsida; Nymphaeales; Nymphaeaceae
Product: protein RICE SALT SENSITIVE 3-like
Exons: 7
Coding region: 670-1716 (348 amino acids)
Source: RefSeq, a predicted model, not a curated record
GAGAAUCUUUUUUCCGAUGAACCAUUCCGAUCGAAUGAAAGUUGCUGGAAGUCCAGUAUAGCAUUUUUGAAUCAUAAAUGAGACCACUUUAUCAGUUUUCCUUUUACCUUUUAGCAUCACGCAAAUAUUUAUUGUGUAGAUUUAUAAUACGGAUAUCCUGACAGUGAAGAGAGAGGAAAAAGAAAUCGACCAUGACCAUUUAUCGCCGUGAAGAGUCACUCGUGGAAGUUCUCUAAAAUUCUUUUCACGUUCAACUUUCUUUUCACGCACAACGCUUACAGUUUUGGUGUUGGACGUAGUGAACUUAAGCCUUCACACUGUGCAAAAUAUUAAGAAACCACAGUGUGGUGUAGGUUAAGUUUUCCUUUUCGCAACACAUGAUAUUUUUAUUAGGUUUACAGUAGCCAUUUUAUCACUUUUGAGGAAGAGGUUUGAAUGGUCACGAAAGAAGUAGGAAGAGGUGGCCGUUGCCCGUUGGGAACUGGGAAGGGAAAAGUAUGACCAAGGAUAAGACAUUGACAACAAGAAUUAAAAGCAUGAUAAAUACUGUAGCUGCAGUGCAGAUGGUUCAAGUAUAAAUGAAGGUUUUCAGACGGGUGGAAAGAAGCUUCAAGAAGAGAGGAUGGUGGGGGGGUUUUGCAGAGAAACGGAAAGGAAGCCGGUGAACAGAUGGAGGAAAGCCUCACCCAUGGGAUGCCAUUAGCUGUUACUCAUCUGCUCCAGCACACUUUGAGAAGUCUUUGCGUUCACGAUAACUCACAGUGGGUAUAUGCAGUCUUCUGGAGGAUCCUUCCCAGAAAUUACCCACCACCCAAAUGGGAUUUUCAAGGAGGACCAUAUGACAGAUCUAGAGGAAACAGAAGGAAUUGGAUACUUGUUUGGGAAGAUGGUUUCUGCAAUUUUGCUGCAUCCAUGGCCGGAUCAGGAAAUCCCAUGGAGUCAACUCUUUAUAUCAAAACGGAACCUCAAAUGAAAGGUCUGCAACCUGAGCUCUUCUUCAAGAUGUCGCAUGAAAUAUACAACUAUGGAGAAGGUUUGAUAGGAAAAGUUGCUUCAGAUCAUGGUCAUAAAUGGAUCUUCAAAGAACCUAACGACCAAGACAUCAAUUUCGUGUCUGCAUGGAACAAUCCUGUGGAUUCUCAACCAAGGACAUGGGAGGCUCAGUUCCAGUCCGGUAUACAGACAAUUGCACUUGUUGCAGUUAGGGAAGGAGUGCUGCAACUCGGUGCAGUUAACAAGGUGAUUGAAGAUAUCAACUAUGUGUUGUUAUUAAGAAAAAAGUUUAGUUACAUUGGGAGCAUCCCUGGAGUCCUUUUACCACAUCCUUCAUCUGCUGCCUUGCCAAUCCAGAAUGAAGGUUGUCCUUUCGUUCCAGACAACAACUGGCCAAUCCCAGCGAGCCCGACAACACCAAUGACGAUCAGCCAUGCAGAUCAAUACGCAGACUACCUCACUCUUGUUUCCAAUCUCCAUGACCAUGACCAGCUCAAGAUUACACCUUCCAUGACCAGUCUUGAAGCUCUGCUAUCCAAGCUUCCUUCAGUUGAACCGGCUCCUUCUGGAAGGGUAGCCAAUUAUGGGCCCUCGUCACAGUACGUAUCAGCUUCGCUGGUAGGGAAGGCAAAAAUGGAAGAAGAUGAUGACUUUUGCCCAUCAAGCGAGCUUGGUUUUGGGGGAGGAAGUAGUAGCUCAAUGUGCUCAUUCCACCAACGCUAGCUUCAAUCGAGCUAUGGCCUUCUGCUUUCAAUUAGUGUUGUACGUGGAGUUUGAAACUUUGUGAUUAUCAAUUUUAUAUAAGUUAGUUAA